Messenger RNA from Pseudocercospora fijiensis CIRAD86, 1185 nucleotides. RefSeq lists its product as uncharacterized. Lineage: Eukaryota; Fungi; Ascomycota; Dothideomycetes; Mycosphaerellales; Mycosphaerellaceae. Gene Ontology annotation, molecular function: hydrolase activity. The transcript has 2 exons. The record is from RefSeq and is a predicted model, not a curated record. The coding region runs from base 1 to 1185 and encodes 394 amino acids.
AUGAUCCUAGACCAGAUCGCAUGGCUUGAUUGCCUCGUUUUCCUGCUUUUCCUUGCACCCCAGCUGCUCAUACAGGUCGGCUUCUUUCAGACGCUGACAUGCGGCAUCAAGGCUCUUCCCUUUCUAGCUUUUCGCAUGCCAUAUCAGCUUGUGCGUGAGCGUUAUGUGCUGAGGAAGAAACAACAGCCUCCAUUUGUCCGAAAGGCAACGCUCUUUCAGGACGUCGUCAUACGAUGUGUCAGAUAUGCUUUUGCAGACAUACCUGCUUCCAUAGGCAAGGUCUUCUUUUCGAAAUGGGUGGCCUUGCCAUUCAUGCGCUUCCGAAUGCUUCGUCACGGCAUCUUCAGCAAGCCGAUCUACUGGCGUGACGUCAACAAGGAUGGCCUCAAAGGAAUCUACGCGGUCAUGGAUGCUUCGCGCAGACCAGACAUUGUGCUCUACUACUGCCAUGGAGGUGGCUUCUCCAUGGGCUCAUCAUACUUCUACCUCGAGUUUCUCCUCGUCUGGCUCACACUGCUGAAGCAAGCAGGCUAUGAUAACCCGGCUCUAUUCGCGUUGGAAUACACCUUGGUCCCAGAGGCCACAUAUCCAACACAGGUCCAAGAAGCGCUUGCCGGAUACAAGUACGUUCUCUCCAUCGCGGACGACCCGUCACGGAUAUGUGUAGGUGGUGAUUCGGCAGGUGCCACGCUGGUUCUUAGCCUCAUGCUUGCCGUGUCAGGCUACUCGUCUCUCAAGAACAAGAUGCCAGGUCUUGCUGUGAUAAUAUCACCCUGGGCAACGAUUAUCUCGUCGAAGAACCAGAAUACAAGAUCGGACUACCUGAAUGCCGAGAGCCUUCGUCUAUAUGGAUCACAGUACAUUGGCAAGAAUGGUUCUCCUGACAAUGCUUUGGUCUCCCCUGGACGCUGUAACGAUUUGAGCUGGUGGAAGAGAGCAUCACCAAGCCAAGGCUGGUAUUUCAUGUACGGUUCGGAGGAGGUCUUCCAGCCUGAAGCGAAAGACUUGAUUGCGCAGCUGAGAAAAGCGGAGGUGCGAGUCGAUGAGUACGAAGAGCAAGGCUGGAUACAUGCCUGGCCGAUCGUCAAGCUCUUUCUGUGCAACGAGCAAGCUGAACGACAGAGUGGGUUGAGGAGGAUUGUAAAGAUCACAUCCGAGCGAAUAGAGCCAUCAAGAGCACGCUAA